CGUCAAAAUAACCUCCUCUGCGGGAAUUCGAAACUCACCGAAAGCUUUGUUUUACAACGCGUUUUCGAGAAUCCAAUUCCCAGGUUGGUUCAUUUCGCUGAGAGAGAAAUGGGGCUGCUAUCCAACAGAGUGGAUAGGGGGAGCCUGAAACCAGGGGAUCACAUAUACUCGUGGAGAUCUGCUUAUAUUUAUGCUCAUCACGGUAUCUAUGUUGGGGAUGACAAAGUCAUUCAUUUUACUAGACGUGGCCAAGAAGUAGGAACUGGGACUGUGCUGGAUGUCCUGUUGAUUAGCUCAGGACCAACCCGACCUCAACUGCCCUGCCCCACUUGCACUCCACCAGAAGACGGGAACGGUGUCUUCUCCUCAUGCCUGAACUGCUUCCUUGCCGGUGGUGUUUUGUACCGUUUCGAGUAUGCCGUCAGCCCCGCUCUCUUUCUUGCAAAAGCACGUGGUGGGACGUGCACUCUUGCAGCCUCCGACCCAGACGAUGUUGUGGUUCAUCGAGCAAAGUACCUGGUUGACAACGGCUUUGGUUGCUACAAUGUAUUCAAGAACAACUGUGAGGACUUUGCCAUCUACUGCAAAACCGGGCUUCUUGUGGUGGAUCAAGGAAGAGUUGGGCAGAGUGGGCAAGCAGUUUCUAUUAUAGGGGGGCCUCUGGCAGCCGUUUUAUCAACACCACUGCGGCUUGUUACUACCAAUGUUUAUGGAAUGGCUGCUACAGCUGCUACAGUAUACUGUGCUAGUAGGUAUUACGGUGACAUUGGGUUUAGGAGGGAUGUAGUGAAGGUCUCAGUAGAGGAUCUGACAAGGAGGCUGGCGAUAGGCUCACUACAGGUGGUUGAGCCUCAAAUUACUCCUGCCCGUGGGUCUCCUCCCCAGCUUCUCACUUAAUAAUUUAUCAAAUGUUAUCUUUGUUCGUGACCGGGUUUAAUAAUUUGUUGGGACCAUUGGUUCCCAAUAUAUGAAUAGUGGGCCUCUUGUCUCUUGUUACUUGAAUGUGCAAGUAUUUAUUAUGACAUUUGCUUCGCUUGUUCUGAA
Molecule: messenger RNA, 1044 nt
Organism: Corylus avellana
Lineage: Eukaryota; Viridiplantae; Streptophyta; Magnoliopsida; Fagales; Betulaceae
Product: NC domain-containing protein-like protein
Source: RefSeq, a predicted model, not a curated record